Messenger RNA from Cornus florida, 2551 nucleotides. RefSeq lists its product as uncharacterized. The record is from RefSeq and is a predicted model, not a curated record. Lineage: Eukaryota; Viridiplantae; Streptophyta; Magnoliopsida; Cornales; Cornaceae. The transcript is spliced from 2 exons. The coding region runs from base 113 to 2287 and encodes 724 amino acids.
GCCCAUCCCAAUUGCUAAACUGACAAGUCAACCACAAGUCAUCUCUGCUGUCAAUUACUACUCUCCUUUAGUAUUGGCCUUCUUGUUGGAUCAUCUCUCUCUCGAUUGAACAAUGCUCUUUACAGUUGCAAGCGCAUUCAUGUACGCGGAGAAUAGGCAACUUGUGGAAGUGUUCCCAGAAAAUGUAAGAAAAGUGUGGAACGAAUGGGAGCUGCGUGUAAUGAUGCUUCUGAGCCUCACCUUGCAGAUAAUACUUGUUCUGCUCGGAGCCCGGAGAAAGUAUGUUUGCAGGACUUCGAUCAGAAUCAUCCUUUGGUCCGCCUACUUAAUGGCCGACUGGGUUGCAAUCGUCGCCCUUGGCAUCAUCUCCAGAACUUAUACUACUAGCCAACAACAAUGCGAAACAACGCCAGCUGGAGGUGUUGAUAUGGAGAAUGCCACCAACGAGCUGAUGUCGUUCUGGGCACCGUUUCUUCUGCUGCACCUUGGAGGUCCUGACACCAUCACGGCUUACUCUCUGGAAGAUAACGAGCUCUGGUUGAGGCACCUGCUGGGACUGGUGGUUCAGACUGCAGUGGCACUCUAUAUCUUUCUCAUGGCCUGGCCUGGUUGUUCUUGGUUUCCAGUUUUGAGCAUUCUCGUGCUUAAUGCCGGUCUCAUCAAAUAUGGUGAGCGAACUUGGUCACUCAGAUGUGCAAACAGCGAGCAUCUUCGUGACUCCAUGCUCACUCCCCCUGAUUCAGGCCCCAAUUAUGCCAAAUUCAUGGAGGAAUUUACUUUGAAGGCGGCUGAGGGGUUCCAUGUUGGGGCGGAUGAGGUAAUUGAAACCCCAGUUCCUGCUGACCAAUAUUAUCCUAAUUAUCCUGAUGCUGAUGGUGCUGGUGUUGAUAAAUUCAAACUCGAAGCAUACCGUUUGUUCCAGACGUUUAAGCGUCUGUUUGUAGAUCUCAUCCUCAGUUUCCAGGAUCGGGACAAGAGUCAAUCCUAUUUCCGGGAUCUCACUAGUAAAGAUGCUUUCCAUGUGAUUGAGGUUGAACUCGGAUUUGCCUUUGACAUUCUCUACACUAAGGCACCGGUGGUGUAUACUGUUGCAGGCUGCAUGCUUCGCCUUGUGAGCUUUUCUUCCACUUUAUGGGCGUUGAUAUUCUUUGUCGCACUAUCUGACAAGGAUAGCUACCACAAAAUUGAUCUAGCAAUCACAUACCUAUUGAUGGUGGUGGCACUUCUCCUGGAGAUAUAUGCAGCCAUUGUUAUGCUCGACUCAGACUGGACGGAUUAUUAUCUGUUGGAUUGGUUGAGUAGACAUAGCAAAUCUCGCAACAUCUUCUCCUGCUUGCGACAAUCCAAGAAACAGUACUGGUGGUCCAAUUCAAUUGCACAGUACAAUUUACUGAGCUUUUGUCUCGGAGAUAAGCCCCCAAUUUGCCAUGGAGUCCAAAAGCUCCUCCGGAUCAAUGAAUUUCGAGAAAAACACCGUUAUAAGACCUAUAAAAACCUUAAAAAGGAUCCUUUCAACUUGAAAGAACUGAUCUUCACACACCAAAAGGAAUUUACAAGCAGCAGCACGGAUCACAGGCCACCCAAAGCUGAAGGACAGCAAAGCACAGGAGAACAAGUUGAAGAACAGAAGAGGUUUAUGAGAGGUAGUUUUGUUCUUAGGAAAUACAAUAAUUUUACCUCAAUUGAUUGGGCGAUAGAUAUGGAAUUUGACCAAAGCAUUCUUAUUUGGCACAUUGCUACUGACCUCUGCUACUAUACGGAUGGUGUGCUGAAAAAUCCAGAUUUGCUUAAAGUUAAAGAAAGCAGCAAGCAGAUAUCAGACUAUAUGUUAUAUCUUCUGGUAAUGUGUCCUUCUUUGUUGCCAAUGGGAAUUGGGAUGAUCAGGUUUCGUGAUACCUGCGCUGAAGCCAAGGAGUUUUUUGAAGAAAGAAAUACUAUUUCGAAACACGGUUUUAAUUUAGCUUGUAAAAAGUUGCUUGAUGUGAACACUAAAGUGUGGCCGAUUAAAGUGAAGGGGGACCGAAGCAAAUCUGUAUUGUUCGAUGCUUGCCGGCUUGCAAAAUCAUUGAAAGACAUGAAGGAAACGAAAUGGGAAUUUGUGAGUAAAAUGUGGGUGGAGAAUCUAGGAUAUGCCGCUACUCACUGUAAUGGCCAUCGCCAUGCUCAGCAGCUCCGAAAAGGUGGAGAACUUCUCACUCAUGUCUGGCUUCUAAUGGCACAUCUGGGAAUCACUGAACAGUUCCAAAUAACUAAAGGCCAUGCUAGAGCUAAGUUGAUUGUGAAGUAGCUAGCUAAGAAGCCUGAAAAUGUUACUGGUAACAUGGGAUGUUUAGUGAGUGGAACCUACUUGAUUGGCACAAGGUUGCUUGAUCUCAUACAAUUAGGGUCUACACUGAAUUUACAUAAACUAGUUGAUUUCCUUUGCAUAGAAUGGCAUGUACUUUCCCAAAGAAUUCCCAAUGUCAUGUAACUUAGCCUUUUAUCUUGCAGCAGUUAUAGCAGCAUACUGGCGUAAUUUUAGAAUUAAUGGGUAAGAUGAAAUUUUUUAACA